Messenger RNA from Gossypium raimondii (Peruvian cotton), 1434 nucleotides. RefSeq lists its product as uncharacterized. The record is from RefSeq and is a predicted model, not a curated record. Bases 1 to 1434 code for a protein of 477 amino acids. NCBI's taxonomy places the organism in Eukaryota, Viridiplantae, Streptophyta, Magnoliopsida, Malvales, Malvaceae. The transcript has 2 exons.
AUGGAGGAGUCAAUUACACGAGUAACCGAAAAAAAUGCUGUAGUCCGAGAUUGGCCUUUGAGGACUCAAAAAGUGAAAGGGGACAGUUUGAAGGAAGGAUACACCUCUGAUCUUCCUGAGCGUGUGACUUUGAAUGCUUGUCAGAACGAUCUCGAAGACUUGAAUAGGAUUUGGAAGCAGUGGGACUCAGAUACUAGAAGCAUCUUCACUGAAAAGUAUGGGGAUAUAGCUCACUUGAUAGCAAUCGAUGUGAACGAGCAGUUGAUCCAAGCCAUGGUUCGAUUUUGGGACCCGGCCUAUCAGUGUUUUACUUUCAAUCAGGAAGAUACGACUCCGAACAUAGAAGAGCAUGCCGCUUUACUUCGUAUCGAUAAUGUGCAACUCAACAAGAUAUAUGUGAAGAAGCCUAAACCAAUGACCUUCAAGAAAAAGCUAAUGAAGUUGAAGGGGAUGACUGAUACAUGGGCUGAAAAACAAAUAAAGAAGAAGAAUGAAGUCAGUUGUGUUCCGUGGUUUUCUCUGCGGGAGUUAGUUCAGAAUCAUCUAGAUGUGUUAAAAAGAGUAGAUUUGUUUGCCUUGGCCGUUUACGGACUGGUUGUCUUCCUGAAGGUUCUUAGGCAUAUUGAAGUUGCGGUUGUGGAUUUCUUCGAAAAGUUGAGGCAAAGAGUCAACCCGGUCACAACCAUCUUGGCUGAGACUUUUAGAUCUCUAAAUGCUUGUAGGAGAAAAUGGGAAGGACGUUUUAUCGGAUGCGCUCAGUUACUGAAUGUUUGGUCUUUAGCCAUUUUUGAAAGAUAUAACUUGGAGAGCACCUUGGAUCCGUCCCUCUGUUGGGUGCCUUUACUAGGAUUAUGGGGAGGAGUUGGAUAUGCUCCAUUGUUGGUUCAAAGACAGUUCGCUUCGAGACAGUUUGUACCAGUUACUGAUGGAUUGGCACAAUCGGAGUUUGCCUUUAUGGGUGAGGGUUACAUAAGAAAGGUUCGAGAUACUGCGAAUUCUUGUAGGCAAAUCUACCUAAUGGAAUUAGCUCUCUAUGCUGAUACUAUCACUGUAGACUAUGACCUAUGGAGGCAACGACGAGUGAAGAGUCAAGUAACCCCACCGAUUGAUGAAGCUUACCGGAAUCCGUUCUCAGAGAAAAUCCCAUCCGAGCUAGAAAUUGCAAGACAUGAAUUUGAACGUGAAAAAGCCAAACUGUUGCGAGAUAUCAGUUCUCUCCCGGAGGAGAACUACCAACUGAAGAUUGAUGUUGAAAUUGAAAAAUUUAGAACCGAAAAAGUCCAAAAAGAAGUUGAAGUUACGAGAAAGGAUUUAAGGGACCUUCAUUUGGAAAACAAGAAAUUAAGGGGCACUAUAAGAAAUAGUGGAUUGGGCAAAGCAUCAGCAGAAUGGAAGGAGGAACUAAGUAAUAUCAAAGGUGGGAUGGAAUUCUAG